Molecule: messenger RNA, 1698 nt
Organism: Oncorhynchus masou masou (cherry salmon)
Lineage: Eukaryota; Metazoa; Chordata; Actinopteri; Salmoniformes; Salmonidae
Gene: npm3
Product: nucleophosmin/nucleoplasmin, 3
Exons: 5
Coding region: 90-572 (160 amino acids)
Biological process (GO): chromatin remodeling
Cellular component (GO): nucleoplasm; cytoplasm; nucleolus
Molecular function (GO): histone binding; chromatin binding; RNA binding
Source: RefSeq, a predicted model, not a curated record
UUGUUUUGACGUCAUAUGUUGCAUCUCUUGAAAGCGAGUCUGAUCUUCAAUCGAGCUAAUACAUUUACUUUAUUUUCACACAAUCAAUUAUGUCGCACAGUCACGGAGAAGAUGAUUGCUGCUCGGAAGACCACGGGAGUGUUGGCCAAUCGAGACUGGAGAGCUAUGUAUUCAGUUGUGAAUUAUCCUCCAAAGUACCGUUCUACACAUUCCAAGGGGACGAAGAGGAGGAUUUGGAACACUUUCUCGAGCUACGGACGGUUUGCUUGGGAGAGGGAGCGAAGGAGGAGAGUAAUGUGGUGGAGGUGACCGCUAUGAACCACCAGGGGAAAACUAUUUCUGUACCUGUCGCCAACCUCCAUAUCAACUGCCUGCCAAUGGUGAGUCUUGGGGAGUUUGAGCUGAAGGCCCCUGUCACCAUUAGACUGAAGUCGGGUACCGGACCAGUGACAGUUAGCGGUCUGCACCUCAUUGCCUCUGACAACGCUGACUCUGACUUGUCUAGCGAAGAAGAAGACUUGGACGAAGAGAUAAUCCCCAUCAAACCAGCCAAAAAGAAACAGAAGUUGUAAAGAGACUGGAUAUCUGAUUAAUAAAUGUUUAUUUAGGGAAUAAAGAUUCUUGUACCAAUAGGAAACAUGAAAUUCAGAUUCUCUAUCCCACAAGAAAGUUGUUUAGGAAUGUGGGAAGAAACAUACCGGGGGGAAAUUAUGGAUGAAAGAUGCACGAAUAUGGGCCUAAUUUUUUAUCUUUGGCUGUGGCCAUGUUUGGGUUGUGGUUACUGAACCAUGUCCUCGGGAUUAGUCUACUCUCUUUGGCCUGUUGGAGUGAGCUCUUGUUUUCAGCUGUGGAAUUGUUUGGUUCCAUUAUAAAGAAUCAAUUGCAAUGUAUUAAAUACAAUCAAGAUCCUAAGAUGGUUUUAUUAUUAUUGUAACAAGUGUUUGGUUGAGUGGAAAUGGAUAACUAAACUUUUGGUCCUGUGUGGCUCAGUUGGUAGAGCAUGGCGCUUGCAACGCCAAGCGUCGUGGGUUCGAUUCCCGCUGGGGCCACCCAUAUGUAAAAGGAGUGGUCCCAGCCAACUUGUAAGUCGCUUUGGACAAAAGCGUCUGCUAAAUGGGAUAUAUUUUUGGGAAAUAUUAGGCUGGGACCCAAUCCGAUCGGCCAUGCGGAAACCACAUUCACGGUAAAUGGUACACAUGUCGGUUCAGUCAGAAAUUACCUUUUAGUUGUCAAUGAUCUGAAUGAAUCCCUGCCAUAGUUUCUUACAUACUUUCUUGUGGUUACAGCACCAUCAGUUGACUGAAUUUUUUUACUGUUGACUUUCAGAGUUGAAAUGUACCUUUGUUGGUGAAAGUGGAUAUACAUUCAUGUUUGCAUGCUAUCGUUUAUUUGGAUAACAUUAAAUCUAAUUGUAAAUGGGGUUUCCAGGUUGGUGGGGAAGGGGGUUGGAGAGGUGGGGGUUAAUGUAUUGGUUUUCUUGCUCUUCUGGCUGGGUUGGAUUUGAACAAAUCAGGAUAAAUAAGUUAGCCAGGUAGCCUUGAGAAACACUCAAGCUUACAUUGGUUAUUGAAAGUAGCCGCACAAAAAAGUUAUGGUCCGUUUUGUACUAUUUAGGGAAAUGAAAGCUUGCUAAUUGAUCCUUUGGUCAUUUUUGUUGUACAUUUUCAGAUUCUAUAAAUAAAAACACUUUUGGUAUUA